Messenger RNA from Aaosphaeria arxii CBS 175.79, 1752 nucleotides. Its product is annotated as cyclin. The record is from RefSeq and is a predicted model, not a curated record. NCBI's taxonomy places the organism in Eukaryota, Fungi, Ascomycota, Dothideomycetes, Pleosporales. Gene Ontology annotation, biological process: regulation of cyclin-dependent protein serine/threonine kinase activity. The transcript has a single exon. Gene Ontology annotation, molecular function: protein kinase binding; cyclin-dependent protein serine/threonine kinase regulator activity. Gene Ontology annotation, cellular component: nucleus; cyclin-dependent protein kinase holoenzyme complex. Bases 453 to 1547 code for a protein of 364 amino acids.
UUUGCAUUAUUGCGCCUUCCUUCCGCCGGUCGGAAUUACAAUCUCAUCACCACCUUAAUAAUUGGUCUACCUUCAAACGACCUUACCCUCACCGUUUCAACCUCGCCGCCUCCCCCUCCUACCCCAGCCCACCAGUCCAAGAGUAAAAGCCUUCCGGACUCAGCUUACACCCGCUUGAACAGACCGGUAUACUCUGUUGAUCCUCUGUUGAUCCUCUGUCUCCGCCUCGCAGGGCUCUUCGACACCUGAUCUUCCCUUUCAGGAUUCGACUCUUCCUCCAUCCAUCCAUCCAUCCAUCCAUCAAUCAUCGUCGACAGGGAUCCUCUCCUACACCACGCGCUCCUUUCCGAGCAUCACCACCAUCACCACAUUAAAAAAAAAUUUUAUAUAUCCAAUCCUCCCCCCCACCAUUCACGGUACUUACCUAAGUCAUCACACACAUCACCUUCACCAUGACUUACUCACCAAACCUCGCCUCGGCAAACAAGGCUGCCCUCGACAGCUUCAUCCAACAGCCAGUCUCACAUGACAUGAUCGCAUACCUUGCACAGAAGGCAUCACAAGUCAUCCGCUGUGAAGCACCAACUUCCUCAUCGUCACAACACCUCAACAAGAACCUCCCUCCCACACCGCCUGCUUCUACACCUCAGCAUCCCGCCAGCUACCUCCAGGACCCUGCCCUCCCCUCCGUCGAAGCAUUCAUCACUUCCUUGGUCAAGAGGUCACAUGUCCAGGUCCCCACCCUCAUGAGCUCCCUCGUCUACCUCAGCAGGCUCCAAUCUCGACUUCCUCCCGUCGCCAAGGGCAUGCGUUGCACCGUCCACAGAAUCUUUUUGGCCUCUCUCAUCCUCGCUGCCAAGAACCUCAACGACUCCUCCCCCAAGAACAAGCACUGGGCCAGGUACAGUGCCGUCCAGGGCUACGAGAACUUCGGUUUCUCCAUCACCGAGGUCAACCUCAUGGAGAAGCAGCUCCUCUUCCUCUUGGACUGGGACCUUCGCAUCAACGAGAACGACCUCUACUUCCACCUCGAGCACUUCCUCUCCCCCAUCCGCGUCCGACAGGCCCGCCAGGCCGAGAAGCUGAGGAUCGCCCAGAGGGAGCAGGAGAUGCGCCAGCAGUACCAGCUCACCGCCGAGAACCUCCAGCGCUCCCGCAUGGAGACCUCUUCCAUCUCCUACGAUGCCCCCGCCCCCAGCUAUGCCUCCUAUGCCCGCCACCAAAGACUUGGCUCUCUCGCCAGCGCCUCUUCGACCGGCACCUCCAGGGCACCUUCGCUCUCCCCCGGACGCAGCUCCACCGUCUCCAGCAGGGCCGAGUCACCCAUCAGCUUCAUGGAGGAGCCCGAAGAGGCCGUCGCCCACCGCUUCGACGUCGACUCUGGCGCCACCAUCGUCCACAUCAGCGCUGCGGGUCACCACCCCAAGGUGGAGCACCCUCUCCCUCUCAGCUACGAGGAGAAGCCAGCAAAGAAGGUCAAGACCUCCACCGGCGGCUUCCUCAACAGGAUCGUCGGUGCCUACACCGGCAGGCCUACCGCCUACUAAGCCAUCCAUCCAUCUUCUUAUCUUUUUCUUUUGUUCAAUCCGAAUCUAUUGGUCGACAUGAUACCAGGGACGCCUUAGUCCUCGCACUAUUUAUUCCCGAGAGAGGCAUGGAUAAGUGAGAAUAUGAAACGAUGCGAUGCCUACUGGAUGGGAAACGUAAUCAUAUGUGCUGGAAUUGUUCUUUUUAGCAUCUUUUGUCAUUUUC